UCCUCGAGGACCGUCCGGCGCAUCACGUGACGGGUCCGGCGCUGGCGGUUGCUGUCAGCUGAUUCCCCGGCUUGGUGGCAGUGGCAGCGGCAGCCGUGGCGAUGGACUUUCUCCUGGGGAACCCGUUCAGCUCUCCAGUGGGACAGCGCAUCGAGAAAGCUACAGAUGGCUCCCUGCAGAGCGAGAACUGGGCACUCAACAUGGAGAUCUGCGACAUCAUCAAUGAGACCGAGGAAGGUCCCAAAGAUGCCUUCCGAGCAGUGAAGAAGAGAAUCGUGGGGAAUAAGAACUUCCACGAGGUGAUGUUGGCUCUCACGGUCUUGGAAACCUGCGUCAAGAACUGCGGGCACCGCUUCCACGUGCUGGUGGCCAGCCAGGACUUCGUGGAGGGCGUGCUGGUGAGGACCAUCCUGCCCAAGAACAACCCGCCCACCAUCGUGCACGACAAGGUGCUCACCCUCAUCCAGUCCUGGGCUGACGCGUUCCGCAGCUCGCCCGACUUGACAGGUGUGGUCGCUGUCUACGAGGACCUGCGGAGGAAGGGCCUGGAGUUCCCCAUGACCGACCUGGACAUGCUGUCCCCCAUCCACACGCCCCAGAGGACCGUGUUCAACUCAGAGACACCGUCAGGACAGAAUUCUUCUGUGGGCACUGACGCCAGUCAUCAAGGGGACUCCGGCCAGCACACCACCCCGCUGCCCACCUUGGCCCUACUCCCCAGCGACACACCCAUAAUGCCAACCGCUGAGCAGAUCGGGAAGCUGCGCAGUGAGCUGGAGAUGGUGAGUGGGAACGUGAGGGUGAUGUCGGAGAUGCUGACGGAGCUCGUGCCCACCCAGGCGGAGCCGGCAGACCUGGAGCUGUUACAGGAGCUCAACCGGACGUGCCGGGCCAUGCAGCAGCGGGUCCUGGAGCUCAUCCCCCGCGUCGCCAGUGAGCAGCUGACCGAGGAGCUGCUCACCAUCAACGACGACCUCAACAACGUCUUCCUGCGCCACGAACGGUUUGAACGCUUCCGAACAGGCCAGAACGCCAAGGCCCCAAGCGAGGCCGAGGCAGCCGCUGACCUGAUCGACAUGGGCCCUGACCCUGCAGCCACCAGCAGCCUCUCGUCCCAGCUGGCGGGAAUGAGCCUGGGCUCCAGCAGCGUGAGGGCUGGCCUGCAGUCUCUGGAGGCCUCUGGCCGCCUGGAAGAUGAGUUUGACAUGUUUGCGCUGACGCGGGGCAGCUCCCUGGCUGACCGACGCAAAGAGGUAAAAUACGAAGCCCCUCAAGCAACAGAUGGCCUGGCUGGAGCCCUGGAUGCCCGGCAGCAGAGCACCGGAGCGAUCCCCGUCACCCAGGCCUGCCUCAUGGAGGACAUCGAGCAGUGGCUGUCCACGGACGUGGGGAACCAUGCGGAGGAGCCCAAGGGCGUCACCAGUGAAGAAUUUGACAAGUUCCUGGAAGAACGAGCCAAAGUGGCCGACCGUUUGCCCAGCCUCUCCAGCCCCUCAGCCGAGGGGCCCCCGGGUCCCCCGCCUGGCAGUGCCCCUCGAAAGAAGACCCAGGAGAAAGAUGACGACGUGCUGUUUGCCUUAUGAGUGUGGGGUCUGGCACCCUGCAGCCCGAGCCCCCGCUGCUCCCACACCCUGCGGCGGGGACCUGUCUCUCCUUCAGUGUUAAGGCUGCUUUGGGGGUGGCUUGUUACGUAUGCCCUUCUCUCCCCCUUGAGGUUGGGGCCGUGCUGCCUGGGGGUGUGGGGGGCAGCCGGAUGAAUUGGGGGAACAGGUCAGUUGCACUUCGGGACCCUGGACACCCCUGCCUCCCCUCCCGCCCCAACUGACCACUACGACUUUGCUGAGAACCCGGAGGCCCCGGAACAGACAAGGCCGGCUGCUUGGUUGCCCCAGCGUGAGUCCCCUUGCCCCUCCCUGGACCCAUGCCCAGAGGAGCCCUCUUCCAAGCCCACACUGACAGUCGAGGCCUGGCCGUGGGCUGGAGACAACAGAAGUUUCUGUCGCAGCCUCAGGUCCAUUCCCCAGGCCCUGCCUUGGAGCCCUAAGGCUUUGGCCAGCUGUUGAGGGCAGGGCGUGUGGCCCUCUGCUGAGCGCACACUGUCCAGAUAUGAAGCUGCACAUGGUUGGGGGAGACCUCACCAGGCCCAGGCCGCCAGGGGAGGCUUCCAGGGAUGCCUGGGGCACCUGUGGCCCCCACGACCUCCACUUCCUUGCCCUCCAUCCUUCCUCUGUUCCUCCCAAGCAGGGCUCCACCAGGCACUGGGCCCCCGCACCUGUUGGUUGAUCCUCUUGUACCGGGAGAGGUGCCUUUUGUACCCCCAAUUAAAGGUAGAAAAGCAUCCU
Molecule: messenger RNA, 2342 nt
Organism: Balaenoptera musculus (blue whale)
Lineage: Eukaryota; Metazoa; Chordata; Mammalia; Artiodactyla; Balaenopteridae
Gene: TOM1
Product: target of myb1 membrane trafficking protein
Exons: 15
Coding region: 102-1583 (493 amino acids)
Biological process (GO): signal transduction
Cellular component (GO): endosome; membrane
Molecular function (GO): ubiquitin binding; clathrin binding; phosphatidylinositol binding
Source: RefSeq, a predicted model, not a curated record